Messenger RNA from Apis cerana (Asiatic honeybee), 1286 nucleotides. RefSeq names its product 28 kDa heat- and acid-stable phosphoprotein. Lineage: Eukaryota; Metazoa; Arthropoda; Insecta; Hymenoptera; Apidae. The record is from RefSeq and is a predicted model, not a curated record.
AUUUUAAAUUAUAUAUUAUUUAUAAUAUUUAUUUUAUAUUUAUUCAAAAUUUUAAUCGAAAUAUUAUAUUUCAUAUAUUAAAUUUAAGUUAAUAUUUAUAAUAAAUGAAUAAAUGAUUAGUACAUGAAUAAUACAAAAAUAAAGAUGAAUACUAAAUUCUGAUCGAAGUAUCGAAAAAUUAUCGAAAAUUAGACAAAACAAUUUACAUGUCGUUAAAAAAAAUAAUGAUGAAUUUACUAUAUCUGUAAUAUAAAACAGAUACACAAAUUAUAUAAUUCUGUCUUUCAAUCGUUUCAAAAAAUUUACGGUAACAAACGUUACCAACCAUGCUCGCAAAUAUUCUAUGCAAUGGUUCAUGCCGCUAGAGCUCGUGGUUGACGACCAAAUAAGCAGCAGCGCAGUAUUAAUCUGACAUUAAUCGUAAUUCUUCUCUCAAAGUAGAGAAGAGGUACCUUUCUUCAAAUUUUCGUAUAAUAUUCUUCAAACUACUGUGAUCAAUUGAUUCGAAAAAAUGCCGCGCGGUAAAUAUGUCAGUUACAAAGGCCGGAGUCGUCACUUCACUAACCCCGAGGAACUGGAGGAGCAACGACGCCAGGAGGAAAAAAAACUCCAAUGGAGAAAAAAUAAAGGAAAGGAUAGCUCUAGUGAUGAGGAUGAGGAACCCAAAGCACAUGGUGAUUCAAUAAAAAAUCAUAGUUCUUCAGGGACAGAUACUGAAAGUGAAUCAGAAUCAGAAUCUGAAACUGAAGGAAAAACAAAGGGUGUAGAAAAUUUAAUUCAAGUUGAAAAUCCAAAUAGAGUUCAAAAAAAGGCAAAAAAAUUAUCGCAAUUAAAUCAAUCUCUAGACUCAGCAAAACCAGAUUUAUCUCGAAGAGAACGAGAACAAUUAGAAAGACAAAGAGCAUAUGCAAACUACCAGAAAUUACAUGCGGCAGGUAAAACGGAUGAAGCACGUGCGGACUUAGCACGAUUAGCUAUAGUUAAACAACAACGAGAAGAAGCGGCUAGGAAACGAGAAGCCGAGAAGAAACAGAAGGAGCUUGCUCUACAGAGAAAAACGGAACUUAGGCAAAAAGCACUCGGCAAAAAAUCCUAGAACGUUUCAUUUUGAUCAAUUAUAAAAUAUUUGAUGUCACAGCAAUUAUUACAUUAACAAUGAUGAACAGUUUAAAAUCUACUUUCAUAUUGAUACUAAUUAAUUAAAUCGAUUCACGCAUUUACAAUAUGCGUUUGAUGAAAAUAUCCUUGUUUAAUUAUAUAUAAAUACAAUUAUUACAAUAACUGAA